ACGCUCGUUCGCCGGUUUUCGGGGGCAGAACAUCGGACAGCUGUUUUCUCCACUGCGCUAGGUAACUCCCACUUGACGCAGCCAUGAAUCGUGACAAGGACUUCAGCAAGAACAAGCUGGAAAACCCCGUCCAGAAUGCCUCGUUCAUCUCGCGGCGGACCUUCUGGUGGUUGAAGGACAUCUUUCGGGCGGGGCAACGGAAGGCAAUCACAGAGGACUUGCUGUACGCGAGCUUGCCGGAACACCGCAGUGGUCAGCUGUCGGAGCGCUUCGAGCGGUUGUGGACUGAGGAGUUGGUCCGACCUCAGCCCAGCUUGAUGCGGACGUUCUGUCGAGCGUUUGGAGCGGUUACGCUGUUCUGGGGACUGCUGUUUUCAGUGCUGGAAACGGCGAAUAGAGUUGCGCAACCGCUGCUCCUUGGAGCUCUAGUGUCUUACUUCUCGCCGGGACAAACCGAAAUUAGUGAACGCGAAGCGUACUACUACGCGGCCGGCAUCAUCGUGUGUUCGCUGAUCCCAGUACUUACAUUCCAUCCGUUCAUCCUGUUCAUAUUCGAAAUUGGCCUUAAGCUACGCGUCGGCGCUUCCUGUCUAAUCUACAAUAAGUCGCUGAGGCUCACCAAGUCAACGACCGCCACCGACGGGCUGAGCGGGAAGAUACUCAACCUGCUGUCCAACGAUGUCGGGAAGUUCGACAUCGCGCUUGCGUUCAUCCACGACCUGUGGAAAGGCCCUAUGGAGGCUCUACUGUUGGGUUACUUUAUCUACAUUGAGAUUGGCUACUCCGGACUGCUCGGAAUGGGUUUCCUGCUCAGUUUUAUCCCAUUGCAAGCCUGGAUCGGCAAAAAGACGGCCACCUACCGGAUGAAGGCGGCCAAGCGAACCGACCUGCGCGUUCGCUUCAUGAACGAAAUCAUUCAGGGCAUCCAGGUGAUCAAAAUGUACACCUGGGAGAACUCGUUCGCCAAAAUGGUGGAAACCGUCCGGCGGAAGGAGAUCAACGCAAUCCGCGGCGGAGCGUACGUCCGAGCGACGCUCAUCUCCUUCUUCGUAGUGUCCCGGGUAUCAAUCUUCCUGAGUUUACUGUCGUACACCUACACCGGCAACGUAAUCACCGCCCGCAAGGUGUUCAUCGUGACCAGCUUCUACAGCAUCCUGAACGAAUCGAUGGUGCACUUUUGGCCGAUGGCCAUCACGUUCUGCGCCGAGGGGUACAUCUCGAUCAAGCGGGUGCAGGAGUUCCUUCUGACUGCUGAGGGGAAGGAAAAGCUUAGGGUGGACAAGGCGGUGUCGCCUACUGUGUUGAUCGAAGACGAGGAAAAGCGGAAGGAGCAAGCCAACGGGAAGCUGGCGGAAAAGGAAGAAGUCGAGCAGCUGCUGCCGGCGAAGCGGGUCGUGAACGUGAACUGUGAACGCAAGGGAAUCGUGCUGGAGGGCGUAACGGCCAAGUGGGUUGUGAGUGCGGAAGAAGCGAACGUGGGAAUAGCUGGGGUGACGAGCACGGUGAAUCAGGGACAGUUGUGCGUUGUGAUUGGACCGGUGGGGUCGGGCAAGUCUACGCUGUUGCAAGUGCUACUGGGGGAGUUGGACGUCGACGAGGGAAUGGUUCAGAUCAAUGGGUCGGUUAGUUAUGCGGCGCAGGAGCCGUGGCUGUUCGAGGGAAGCAUACGGAACAACAUUCUGUUUGUGGAGGAUUUCGACGAGCAGCGGUACUUGGACGUGGUAAGGGUUUGUGCGCUGGAGAGAGAUUUUCAGCUGUUUCCACAUGGAGAUCAAACGAUCGUUGGUGAGCGUGGUAUUAGCUUGAGUGGAGGUCAGAAGGCGAGAGUCAAUUUGGCCCGGGCGAUCUACAAGAAGAGUGACAUCUACCUGCUGGAUGAUCCUCUGUCAGCUGUGGAUACGCACGUUGGUAAGCACAUCUACGAGAUGUGCAUUCGCGAGUUCCUAGCGGACAAAGUAUGCGUUCUGGUGACGCAUCAACUGCAGUAUUUGAAGGACGUACAGCACAUCAUGCUUAUGAACGGGGGAUCGGUGGAAGCCCAGGGAACGUAUCGAGAAAUCAAGAAAACUCAGCUUGACUCGAUAGUGGCGUUGACACCGGAGGAAUCUCCCACGGAGAACAAGUUCGAGAAGGACUUCCAGAAGCUGACCGCGCACAGCGAGAAGGUCAACCUGGACCAGGAAAAGCAGGAGGAGGUGGAGGAAUCUCAGGGCGAAGGCUCGGUGAGCAUGUCCGUGUACAAAACGUACAUCACUGCGAUCGGCAGCUGCGGCUGGAUCUUUUUCAUCUCGGUGCUGGUAGUGUUGGCCCAGGUUGCCGUCAGCGGGGUGGACUUUUUCGUCGCUCAAUGGGUCAACUGGGAGGAGUCGCUGGGGCUGGAGGUAAUCGAGCAAAGCGAAAAUGGAACAACUAUCGAACCACCCGCCGAUCACAGCGAAGAACGCCAGCGAUACGUGCUGAUCUACAGCAUCCUGAUCGGGUUUUUCGUGUAUCUGAUCCUCCAGCGCACGUUCUCCUUCUUCUACGUGUGUCUACGAAUCUCAAUGAACCUGCACGAUCGCAUGUUCCGUGGCCUAACGCGAGCCACGAUGCACUUCUUCAACAGUAACCCGUCCGGGCGAAUCCUGAACCGCUUCUCGAAGGACAUCGGAGCGAUCGAUACGACACUGCCGAUGUCGCUGAUCGACUGUUUGGUGUUCUUCCUGGAGAUGAUCUCCGUUGUGGUGCUCGUGUCGAUCGUCAACUACUGGUUCCUGGUGCCAACGGCGGUGAUUGCGAUUCUCAUGUUCUUUAUCCGGAAGGUUUACCUGAACACUUCGCGGGUCGUCAAGCGCAUAGAAUCGGUGAACCGAUCGCCGAUCUUUACCCACGCGAACGCCACCCUGCAGGGACUGUCCACGAUCCGUGCCUUCCAGGCGCAAAAGGUGUUGAGCAGGGAGUUCAACGAACAGAUGGACGUCAAUACGGCCGCGUGGUACAUCUUCAUCACGACUACGCGAGCGUUCGCCUUCUGGCUGGACGUGGUCUGCGUGAUCUACAUUGCGGUGGUGACGCUGAGCUUUCUGGUGAUGGGCCAGAACUCGCUCGGAGGAAGCGUCGGGUUGGCCAUCACGCAGACCAUUAGUUUGAUCGGGAUGUGCCAGUGGGGAAUGCGUCAAUCGGCGGAGCUGGAGAACCAGAUGGUGUCGGUGGAGCGUGUCAACGAGUACACGAACCUGACGGCGGAACCUCCGCUGGAGACGGCGCCCAAGCAUCGACCGCAGCGCAACUGGCCAGAGAAUGGGGUGAUCAAGUUCUUCAACGUCGACUUGAGGUACUCGGAAGAUGGGGAGAAGGUGCUGAAAGACUUGAGCUUUACGGUACAGUCGAACGAGAAGAUUGGUAUCGUUGGAAGAACCGGAGCGGGCAAGUCUUCGCUGAUUCAAGCACUGUUCCGGCUCGCUCCUUACGAAGGGACGAUCGAGAUCGACGACAUCGACACCAAGACGCUCGGACUGAGGGAUCUUCGCAGCAAGAUCUCGAUCAUUCCGCAGGAUCCGAUUCUGUUCUCGGGAACGCUGCGAAGCAAUCUGGAUCCGUUUGAGGAGAAGAGCGACGAAGAGCUGUGGCGAGCGCUGGACCAGGUCGAGCUGAAGGAAGCCGUCUCAUCGCUGGCCGGUGGACUAGAGUGCAAGAUGUCCGACGGGGGUACCAACUUCAGCAUGGGCCAACGACAGCUGGUCUGCCUGGCGAGGGCCAUCCUGCGGAACAACAAGAUUCUGGUGCUGGACGAAGCGACUGCCAACGUCGAUCCGGAAACGGACAAACUCAUCCAGACCACGAUCCGGGGCAAGUUUGCCGACUGCACAGUAUUAACGAUCGCGCACCGGCUGCACACCGUCAUGGACAGCGACCGGGUGCUGGUGAUGGACGCGGGCCGCGUCGUCGAGUUUGGCCACCCGCACGAGCUGCUGCACGGUCCCUCGGGGUACCUGCGGCGGUUGGUCGACCAGACGGGCGUUGCGACGGCGGCGCUGCUGAUGCGGAUAGCGGACGAAAAUCAUCGGAAACUCAAGGAGCAGUAGGAACACAAAGAACAAACACACACACACACAGGAACUGCCUCAAGAUUAGUGAUUUAGCGUAGGGACAAAAGUGCUUAAACAUUUGAUUUUAAUGAUACUAGCUAGGAAACAUUUAGCAACUUUUUUGUACUUAGACCCGGUGAGAAACGGUAAAUUAGACGACAAGCAAUACACAGAACAAAGUGUCUUUUAAAUAAAAUUGGAACACGUGCUAAAAAUAGCGAUCUUGCA
Culex pipiens pallens (northern house mosquito) is the source of this 4295-nucleotide messenger RNA. It is a transcript of the gene rdog, whose product is annotated as probable multidrug resistance-associated protein lethal(2)03659. Gene Ontology annotation, biological process: transmembrane transport. The transcript has 5 exons. Gene Ontology annotation, molecular function: ABC-type transporter activity; ATP hydrolysis activity; ATP binding. NCBI's taxonomy places the organism in Eukaryota, Metazoa, Arthropoda, Insecta, Diptera, Culicidae. The record is from RefSeq and is a predicted model, not a curated record. Gene Ontology annotation, cellular component: membrane. The coding region runs from base 84 to 4064 and encodes 1326 amino acids.